Messenger RNA from Eublepharis macularius, 3779 nucleotides. RefSeq names its product TOR signaling pathway regulator (gene TIPRL). Bases 130 to 936 code for a protein of 268 amino acids. Gene Ontology annotation, biological process: TOR signaling. The transcript has 7 exons. The record is from RefSeq and is a predicted model, not a curated record. Gene Ontology annotation, cellular component: cytosol. NCBI's taxonomy places the organism in Eukaryota, Metazoa, Chordata, Lepidosauria, Squamata, Eublepharidae.
GAUUUUUAUUUGUUCUUCCUGUGGUGGUUGUUCCUGUUUUAACUAGGACCGUCGGGUAUCGCCGCCUUGAGGGACCGUUUUUGUCCCCUGUACAGAGCUGUAUGCUGCUCGGUCUUUGCCGUUGCCACCAUGAUGCCCGUCUUCAAAAGCAGCCGGAGGGAUUUCACUUUCGGGCCGUGGAAGCUCACCGCUGCUCGGACCCACAUCAUGAAGUCGGCAGAGGCCGAGAGACUAGCUGAAGAACUCCACAUGCCUUGUGUCCCAGAAAUGAUGUUUGGAGACAAUGUCUUAAGAAUUCAGCAUGAAUCUCACUUUGGAAUUGAGUUCAAUGCAGCUGAUGCUUUAAGAUGUGUAAAUAACUCUCAAGGCAUGGUUAAAGUUGCCUGUGCAGAAGAGUGGCAAGAAAGCAGAUCUGAGCCCGAACACACAAAGGACGUUGUUAAGCCGUACGACUGGACUUAUACAACAGACUAUAAAGGAACACUGUUGGGUGAUAUAUUAAAGCUAAAUGUUUCUGCCACAACAGAACAUAUAGACACAGAGAAACUAAAAGCCAGGGAACAGAUUAUGUUCUUUGAAGAAGUGCUAUUGUUUGAAGAUGAACUUCAUGAUCAUGGAGUCUCAAGCCUCAGUGUCAAAAUAAGGGUGAUGCCUUCAAGCUUCUUUGUGCUGCUGAGGUUUUUCCUGCGAGUUGAUGGUGUGCUUAUCAGGAUGAAUGACACAAGGCUCUACCAUGAGGCUGACAAAUGCUACAUGUUGCGGGAAUACACGUCGAGGGAAAGCAAAGUAUCAGGUUUAAUGCAUGUUUCUCAAGCCUUGUUCACGGAUCCUAAUGAGAUUGCUCAGUAUUUACCUGUGAAGGAGACAGUGUGUGAGAAGCUGGAAUUUCCAGAAAAUUUGAAUACUGAAUCGGCAGCACCACCAGAACACACUUAAGUGGAAUCUAAAUUGUUUGGACUUGAAACUGACUUUCUUCUGGAGAUUUUAUAGCCUCCUGGCCAUUAUCAUUGAAGAUGCCACUACUUGCUGGAUCAGAAUCUAUUUGUAUGUGUGACAAAUAUUUCUGUAGCCCUGGGGAGGGAAAAAAACUGCAAUGCUGACAUUUUCAGUGUUUUCAUUGUCUGUUUCAAAGUAAUGGAUCUAAUAGCACCAGUUCACAGCCGGUUUAUCUGAAAUUGGAAAGUAAACCCUCAAAUAAGGAGCAGUUAAGCAUGCUGGAUUUCAGGAAGGUUUGGAGGCCUUUUAAAAUGAGCCAUUCAUGAGUUCAGUCAGCUCUUAAGAACUUUGUUUUAACACAGUCUUUUGUUAUAGAAGGAUCCUAUUUUACAAUGUGCACAUUAUCCUCUUGAGGACAAGCUUUCUGAGGAAUCACUAAUGCCUAGUGUGAACCUUUAUUAUAUUGGAUGGCAUUUCUUCAUCAGUUGCUUGAGAUCUAGCUUUUUAAAUAAGAAAGGUGUGAGAGAUGCUGUUUGAUGCUCUCAAGAAGAAAUGUUCACAAAACUAGGAACACAACAAGGUUGCAUAAAUGUGGCAAGUAUUGGUUCACAUUUGGAUCCUAUACUGUCUGUUUUCUGCCAGUAUUGACUCUGUGGUUUUGAAGUGGGCUAGAUAUUGAUAGGAUAUUGCUCAUUUAAGUGGAUUGCACUAUAACACAUUCCUGAUAAGUCUAAAAUAUUUCCUCUGAUUUCCUCUAAAAUCCAGGAGUUUAUAUUGUUUACAGUGUUAGAAUAGGUAAAUUCAUCUGUUCCUUUUCAUAAAGGACUUUAAUGUUGGUAAUUGACUUCAUCUCAUCUAUAUAGGCAAGCAUGUUGGGCCUGCAUUAUAAAGUUUAACCUAAACACAUCCUAAUAUGAUUGCGAUGGUUGUGUAAUUGUGUUCCAACAUUAGAUGUAUUCAAAUGAGCAUAGCCUAUGAACCCUCCACUCUUGACUUUGCUUCUCCUGCUCUUCUUUCUAUGCUCUUCCAAUAAGUCAGCUUGCAAGAAGGUUAACAAACACCUUCUGCUUGGUUCUCAUUCAUUGCUGCAUAUAGCAGACUAAGCACUUCUCUUAUUUAUAUUUUACUUUUUCACAAGUGUGCAGUAAUUUUUCUCUCCCCCAUGUGGGGUGUGUGUGUCUAGAAAAUAAUUUAAGAUCAUGGCACUUGUGGAAAAAGCAGAAUUCAGGUUGAAGUUAUUUGUUUAUGGCAAUGGUCAUCUGUUCUGCCAUUAUGAUAGUUGAGUAAGGAAGAGGCUAAGAAACAGGCUAUUUUUUUCUUGUGCAACUGAGAACUCAGCUAGAUGAGGUGCCAGAAAAUCCAUGAGCAGGUCUCCCAUGGUUUUUAAAAAGCAGCUUGGCACCAUCUGGAUCAGCAUCUAAUCACUGGGAGGAGGGUUAACUGUUGCCUUGCCACUUGCAGCUUUCCCAAUGCAAGUUCAUUUUCCUCCCAGCUCAGCUGUCGCUUGCUCCUGUAGGAGAAGAUACCAUACUGUUUUCCACUGCAAGGCAAACAAAAGCUUUAGGGUGUGUGUGUGUGUAUUUGUCCAUAUGCAUGCAUGCAGUGGGGAUGUGCAUUGAGAAAACAGUCUGAGGGGUAGGCUUAACCUCCUCCCUCCAUUGUCUGAGCUGCCCUCCAAAAUUUAAAACUAUGCUAGAUCACAGAAGUAUUUCCCUAAUUCAAUUUGCAAUAUUCAGAAGACUGAAAUAAUCUGUGCCAUCUGAUUCUGUGUAUACUUAAACCCUGCAAGACUUGAUUCUGGGAAGACAUGAUUGCAGUGCAUUAAUCAUAGCUUACCUUAAAGCAGCAAGGAUAGGAGGUUCGCUUGCAAAUCAGUCAUUAAUUUAGUGACAUCUCUUGCUUUAAAGUAAAAUUUUAAAUGUAUUGACAGCAAUAUUUAUUAAGGGAAAAUUUAGAUGGUCAGACUGAAACCAUAUACCUUGGGAGCCCUUCAUACUUUGUAUUUUCUAGUCACAACUGUUCUUCUGUUCUCAUUCAUGAUAAUAUGCCAAAAUAGAACAACACUAAUGGUCUGUUGCCUGACUGCAGAGAGGAUGAAUUAGGCAUAGUUAAUUUCUGCAAAAAGGAUACAUGCUCAGUGAGAAAAAGACUGGCGCAAAAGUAAGCAAUUCUCAUGAAUAUGGGGGGGGGGAAUUAAUCCUAUGCUAUCCUUAUAUCUAGUGGUAGCCUAACUUUUAAGUCAAAAUUAGGUGGAGGAGUUUUGUAGUUAACAAACAUUGGAACUGGUGCCUUCCUUGCCUGCAUCUCUUGAUCCAACACCAUCAUACUGUUUGGUUGUAGCACAAUCAGGUGGAAAGAAAGAUGCAGCAAUGCCAACAUCAGGAUGAUUGGGGAGAGGAUGGAUUACUGUGUAUUGUAUGGACUCUUGGUUUCUGUGCAAUCAUAGAGAUAAAAUAUCCACUUGUCAGCUUCAGUUGGCAUACAUAUUGAUAUAUAACAUGGCAAAAAUGGAAGAGAAUAGGAAUCCUAGGUCCUUAAUUAUUGUGCAUAUUGUAUGAUAGACAGGAGAUUUCAUUCUCUCUUGUGUCUCUCUCUGGAACUUGUUCUGGUGUCCAAUUAAGUUCCAAUGGCAACUGGAUAUUAUCUAUAAACUCCUAGCAUAAAAUACAAUAAAAUGAAAGUUGUAUUGCCCAUUCAGUUCUUGGAGAAGCUGGUCACGAGCAGUAUUUGGAGAUUGUACCCUAAUCUGUGCAUUGAAAAGGCCUUUCUUACUGCUCUCUAGUCCACCUUGUGAUGCUUUAUACUGCUGAGCAUCUGUCACUAAAUAAAAAAUGUAUGCCACA